CGACUGCGGCAGUGCGGGGCCUUGUGGGUAGGCAGGCGGACGGGGAGUCGGGGGGGAGGGGCUGCGGCGCCAGUCAGUCAGUCGGACGGAGCGAGCGAGCGGGGAAACACUCCACAGCAACAACAACAGCGAGAGGCAUCCUCUCUGGCUCCUUCCUCCUCUCCCCAUCCCCGGAUUGAACGGCUGUCGCUGUGAGUGAGUGAGUGUGGAGAGAUGGUGGACCGAGAGCAGCUGGUGCAGCGGGCCAGGCUGGCCGAGCAAGCCGAGCGCUACGAUGACAUGGCGGCGGCCAUGAAGUCGGUAACUGAGCUGAACGAGGCCCUAUCCAACGAAGACCGGAACCUGCUGUCUGUGGCCUAUAAGAAUGUGGUAGGGGCCCGGAGAUCAUCCUGGCGAGUGAUCAGUAGCAUUGAGCAGAAGACCUCCGCUGAUGGCAAUGAGAAGAAGCUGGAGAUGGUGCGUGCCUACCGUGAGAAGGUGGAGAAGGAGCUUGAGGCUGUGUGCAGUGAUGUGCUGGCCCUUCUCGACAAGUUCCUCAUAAAGAACUGCAACGAGUCCCAGGUGGAGAGCAAAGUCUUUUACUUGAAAAUGAAGGGCGACUACUACCGCUACCUGGCUGAGGUGGCUACUGGUGAAAAGAGAGCCGGUGUGGUGGAAUUGUCUGAGGCCUCCUACAAAGAGGCCUUCGAGGUCAGCAAGGUUCAGAUGCAGCCUACCCACCCCAUCCGCCUAGGCCUGGCCCUCAACUUCUCUGUCUUCUACUACGAGAUCCAGAAUGCCCCAGAGCAGGCCUGCCAACUGGCCAAGGCAGCCUUUGAUGACGCCAUCGCCGAACUGGACACUUUAAACGAGGACUCCUACAAGGACUCGACUCUCAUCAUGCAGUUACUACGAGACAACCUCACCCUCUGGACAAGUGACCAGCAAGACGACGAGGCAGGAGAAGGCAACAAUUGAGUCUCUGCAGUCACUGCCUCCCCCCUCACUUAUCCCCUCUCCUUCCCCGCCUCACCCAACUGACCCCACACGCACACGUGCUAUAUACCCCAGUGCUAUUAUCUACUGUACACACAGCUCCUCUAAAGCCGCUGUAUGCCCAUCAGAAGGACAGACAAACUCGAUGCAUCUUCAUUGACUGCAUCGGUAUUUAAGCCCCUUUGCUAUAGUCACUCUUUAAAAUCAUGCAAAGAAAAUUCUUUGAGCCAUUUUGUUGCCAGUGAAUCACUUGCAGACCAAUUUGUUUUGGUCCCUUUUUAAUGUUUGAGCAGUUUUUAAAAUGAGCAAUUGCCUCCUCACUCCAUCCCCCUCAAACGAAAUGCGAAUGCAUUUGGUGUUUGAAGCACUCUAACCAAGAUUAGAAUGAGCAAAGGCUGUGACUUUCUCUUGACCAGUCGCUCCUGUGCAUGUGGAGCCUACAGUAUCCCUGUCAGUCAUGGAAACUCUGGUACCCAAACAAUUUAAAAGUAAACAGUGGAUCAGGAAUUGACUGUAUUGUGGAGUUUACAUAUAGUCUGCUCAUUUUAGCCAAUGAAACCUUAACCAUGAAGCAAAAUUCUAUAAAGCUGGGAGACUGGCUAUUUUGUGUUGCUGAAUAUUUUUAUUUUAUUUUGGCUGUUUAAUUUAUAUGGAGCUCGAUGAUGUACACAGAUCUUGGGUAAUGCGUUUCAUCUGCUGAAAUGUUUUGAUACUUUUUGUUUUAAGAACCACAUUUUUGUCAGAUGUCUGUUUGAACCUCAAUGGUUAUACGUUUUCUUUGUAAAAACAUCCGCUUUACCAAUCAGUUUGAGUUGAUUGAGCUCACAAAACAGAUUGUGCAUUUAAAAAAAACAAAACAAAAUUGAAAAGCCUUGGAAUGCCAAACCAUAAAUCAUUGUUGGGUUGAAUGGAUGACAAUAAAUGCUACUUCAGGUGUAUCAUCAAA
Messenger RNA from Rhincodon typus (whale shark), 1921 nucleotides. Its product is annotated as 14-3-3 protein gamma-1-like. The coding region runs from base 214 to 957 and encodes 247 amino acids. Gene Ontology annotation, cellular component: cytoplasm. Gene Ontology annotation, biological process: signal transduction. NCBI's taxonomy places the organism in Eukaryota, Metazoa, Chordata, Chondrichthyes, Orectolobiformes, Rhincodontidae. The record is from RefSeq and is a predicted model, not a curated record. The transcript has 2 exons.